Messenger RNA from Protopolystoma xenopodis, 723 nucleotides. NCBI's taxonomy places the organism in Eukaryota, Metazoa, Platyhelminthes, Monogenea, Polystomatidea, Polystomatidae. The record is from the annotation of a GenBank genome assembly.
AUGGACAUCUUGGUCAUCUGGCGCAAGAUCCUCCUGAAUGAUGACGUUGAGCUGCUUGAGGCGUUGCGCGAUUCGAUGAUCUGGCGUGAAGGCGCCUCUGAAAGCUCACUGCAGUCGACUUUAGAUGCUUCUACUCAACCGGCGAGGCCGGCUAGCGUGAUACGACAUGAACUGGGCUAUGAAGCUGGGAUCACAAAGGCUACUUGCGAUUUUGAGGCUGCUCAGGGUGUCUCUCAGGCUCAAUUGGCCGAGCUGUUUUUCGACUGUUACGAGAAUGGCACUGGCGUCUACUCGUACAUCCAGGCCAACUACCAUUCUGCCUUGAAGGCAGCUGAUUUUCGCACACUGUUGCGAAACCUCACAGGUCUGCGAAGGUUCCGAGGUCUGGCGCUCGACGGUGCCACAAUCUUGGUGCCGGUGCACAACACUCUUGUCUUUUUGGCCGUCAUAACGGGUCGGUUUCGUGUAGCUGAGCAGCUUCUUCGGAUGCGUCAGUUCGACAUCAUUCCAAUGUGUGUUUUGACGUCCCUCAUCUUGCGCAGGCUUUAUCAUGAGCCCGGCUUUCCUGAUCAGGUGAGUUGGAACGACAUCCUCCGCCAUUUUUCUCUUCAAUUGUCUCGAGUCCGUCCAUAUUAUUCGUCCUACUUCAUCAUACUUUAUUUAGAUGGUGCUGGCUGUCGCAAAUACAAUGGUUAUUUGCUGGGCCGCCCAGCCAAAUCAUGA